Messenger RNA from Epinephelus lanceolatus (giant grouper), 1489 nucleotides. The record is from RefSeq and is a predicted model, not a curated record. Lineage: Eukaryota; Metazoa; Chordata; Actinopteri; Perciformes; Serranidae.
AUGUCUGGGAUCACUGGGAAUCUGGAUUGCGAGGAGUGUGUACCUUCGGGACAUGUGGCCAACAGUACGGAGUUACAUCCGCACUUCACUGUGGAUGAGGACGACGAACUUCUGAGAUACAUCUGGAGGGAGUACUUACACCCCAAGCAGUAUGAAUGGGUUCUCAUCGUGGCUUACAUUAUUGUGUUCUUCGUCUCACUCAUUGGAAACUCGCUGGUUUGUUUUGCAGUUUGGAAAAACCGCCACAUGCGCACUGUGACCAACUACUUCAUAGUGAAUCUCUCCUUCGCCGAUGUCCUGGUCACCAUCAUCUGCCUGCCUGCGAGUCUCGUGGUAGACAUCACAGAGACGUGGUUCUUUGGAAAGACUCUUUGCAAAAUUGUGCCUUAUCUGCAGACCAUCUCCGUUUCUGUAUCAGUCCUAACACUGAGCUGCAUCGCCCAGGACCGUUGGUAUGCUAUCUGCCACCCCCUGAUGUUUAAGAGCACAGCCAAGAGGGCCCGCAAGAGUAUUGUUAUCAUCUGGGUUGUGUCGUGCAUCAUCAUGAUCCCUCAGGCCAUUGUGAUGGAGUGCAGCAGCCUGCUGCCUGAGCUCACAAACAAGACCAGCCUGUUCACAGUGUGCGAUGAACACUGGGGAGCUGAGAUUUACCCAAAGGUGUACCACACUUGCUUCUUCAUCGUCACAUACUUUGCACCAUUAUGUCUCAUGGUCCUGGCGUAUAUCCAGAUAUGUCACAAGCUGUGGUGUCAACAGAUUCCUGGAAACACAUCAGUGUUGCAGAGGAAGUGGAGGUCCAUGCAGUGCUCAGCUCCAGCUGCGGGGUCAGGAGAGCCCAUGAGGGUCAGGACCAGUACGGUGUGUGCUGAGAUCAAACAGAUGCGAGCCAGGCGCAAGACAGCUCGCAUGCUGAUGGUGGUCCUCUUUGUUUUCGCCCUGUGUUACCUGCCGAUCAGCGUGCUCAAUGUCAUGAAAAGAGUCUUUGGGACGUUCAAGAAGACAAAUGACAGAGAGACAGUGUAUGCAUGGUUCACAUUCUCACAUUGGCUCAUAUAUGCCAACAGUGCAGCAAAUCCCAUCAUCUACAAUUUCCUCAGCGGGAAGUUUCGUGGGGAGUUCAAAGCAGCCUUCUCUUGCCAUUGUUGUGGCCAAGGGGAGAAUCAAACACAAAGAACGAGGCCCAGAGCGAGCACAGACAGCCGAAAGUCCCUGUCAACUCAAGUCAACAACAUGGACAAUGUGUCGCGCAUAUCAGAUCAGAUAGAGUAAUCUUAAAAUCCAAGUGGGGAGUUCUUUGACACACUCAUCAUCAAGUUUGACAUUGAAAUGUUCAAACCUCUGUUCCAGAUGUUGGAACGGAGAAGAAGGUCUCGAAGUUAUUGUUUUAUGAUUGGUUUUAUGAGGACACGAGACACGAGAGAGCUGACCACUGAAGACCUUCUGACCUCGUUUACUAAUCAUGGACAUAGACGGACACGGCAAUCACCUG